AUGACUCGCCAGGCAUCUAAGAUUGCUGAAGUGAACAAAACUGCCAAGGAGUUUGGUCUGAGGAUCAAAGUUCCUGCUGGAAGAAUUCUGUCUGAGCACACCGCUCAGCGGGAAGAAGCAGAUCAGGUGCUGGGGAAGAACCAAGAAGACCUCUCCCGUCCUGAAGAAACCCCCACCAGUAGCUCGUUGCCUCGCACUAAAUCAGUUGAUGCCUCUGCUGAAGAAGGAAGGACUUGUGACUUCGAAGUUGAAGCCACUCGUGAUUUGAAUGUCAAUGAUGCAGAAACUGAUGCAGAUGCCCCAGUGCCCACGCCAGAAGUCCGUAUGAAGAAAGCUGUUGAGAAGAAGAGUGUUGCACCGUCCGAACCGUCCGACCCAAGUUCCUCGAGUGAUGAGGAGGAAGAAGAAGAGAAGAAGGAAGAAGAGAAAGAACCCGCGCAAGAGUCUGAUGAUCUGAUGGAGAUUGAUCGUUUGCCGGAAGAUCUGCUGAAGACUGCGCCGAAAAAGAAAUGA
This is a messenger RNA of Brachypodium distachyon (stiff brome), 513 nucleotides long. RefSeq names its product nuclear localization sequence-binding protein-like. Lineage: Eukaryota; Viridiplantae; Streptophyta; Magnoliopsida; Poales; Poaceae. Bases 1 to 513 code for a protein of 170 amino acids. The transcript is spliced from 2 exons. The record is from RefSeq and is a predicted model, not a curated record.